Carassius auratus (goldfish) is the source of this 1598-nucleotide messenger RNA. Its product is annotated as cholesterol 7-alpha-monooxygenase-like. NCBI's taxonomy places the organism in Eukaryota, Metazoa, Chordata, Actinopteri, Cypriniformes, Cyprinidae. Gene Ontology annotation, molecular function: cholesterol 7-alpha-monooxygenase activity; heme binding; iron ion binding. The transcript is spliced from 6 exons. The coding region runs from base 1 to 1494 and encodes 497 amino acids. Gene Ontology annotation, biological process: cholesterol homeostasis; bile acid biosynthetic process; cholesterol catabolic process. The record is from RefSeq and is a predicted model, not a curated record.
AUGACUUGUGAUGGUGAUGUUCUGAUGCAUACAACGGGACAGCCUGGGGAGCCUCCAGUAGAAAAUGGUUGGAUCCCUUACCUUGGUUGUGCUCUUCAGUUUGGGGCCAAUCCUUUGGAGUUUCUUCGGAGCAGACAGAAGAAGCAUGGUCACAUUUUUACAUGCAAGAUCGCUGGGCAGUAUGUCCAUUUCCUUUGUGAUCCAUUCUCCUACCAUGCCGUCAUCCGCCAAGGAAGGCAUCUAGACUGGAAGAAAUUUCACUUUGAUGCCUCUGCAAAGGCAUUUGGUCACGAGAGCAUGGAUCCCAGUCACGGUUACACCACAGAGAACCUGCAUCAGACCUUCCUGAAGACCCUGCAAGGGGAGGCCUUGUCUCCUCUCAUUGAGACCAUGAUGGAAAACCUACAGAGCACCAUGCUGCAGUCAGGUGUGCUGAAGGCCAAACCUUCCGAAUGGCAGAGUGAUGGUAUUUUCGCCUUCUGCUACAAGAUCAUGUUUGAAGCAGGCUACCUGACCCUCUUUGGAAAGGAAUUGGAUGGAGACCAGAGCAUUGCACGGCAGCAGGCCCAAAAAGCUCUGGUACUCAAUGCACUAGAGAACUUUAAAGAGUUUGAUAAGAUCUUUCCUGCUCUGAUCGCUGGGCUCCCGAUUCACGUUUUCAAGAGUGCCUACAGCGCUCGCGAGAACUUGGCCAAGACGAUGCUCCACGAGAACCUCAGCAAGCGUGCCAACGUGUCUGACCUCAUAUGCUUGCGCAUGCUCUUGAAUGACACAUUAUCUAGCUUCAAUGAGCUGAGCAAAGCCAGGACCCAUGUGGCCAUGCUGUGGGCUUCACAAGCCAACACUUUGCCUGCAACCUUCUGGACCCUGUUCUAUAUGAUCAGAUGCCCAGUGGCCAUGAAAGCUGCUAGUGAGGAAGUGAGGCGAACAUUUGAAACUUCUUGUCAGAAAGUCGAUCCUGUGAAUUCUCGACUUGUACUUACAAGGGAACAGUUGGACAACAUGCCAGUUUUAGACAGUAUCAUUAAAGAGGCGAUGAGGCUGUCCAGUGCGUCCCUGAAUGUGAGAAUUGCAAAGAGCGAUUUCCUUCUUCACCUGGACAACAGCGAGUCUUACCACAUCCGAAAAGAUGAUGUAAUAGCUCUGUACCCCCCGAUGAUUCACUUUGAUCCUGAGAUCUAUGAAGAUCCUUUGACAUAUAAGUAUGACAGAUACCUUGACGAGAAUGGACAGGAAAAGAACAGCUUUUACCGAAACGGACGCAAACUUCGUUAUUACUACAUGCCCUUUGGCUCUGGGGUGACCAAGUGUCCUGGCCGCUUCUUUGCGGUUCAUGAAAUCAAACAGUUCCUGUCUCUGCUGUUAGCGUACUUUGAAAUGGAGCUUUUAGACCCUGAUGUGAAAGAGCCUCAGUUGGAUCAGUCUCGGGCUGGACUGGGUGUUUUGCAGCCCACUUACGAUGUUGACUUUCGAUACAGACUGAAAUCUCACUAGGAAUCUCACACAUUAAUUAUGGACUGUCGACUUAAACUGUAAAUAAUGUACAUUUUGCAUCAUGUCCAAGCAGACAAAUGUGAAUAGGUCUCAAUUGUCUUUCU